AUGUCCUCCUCGACUGGUGAAAUUGCUUCAUGCGAACAUGGUAUCUCUACACGUCCUAUAAUCAUAUCCAUUGCAAAUAUUAGAGUAUCCAUCCCAGUGUCCACGAACAACGAUGAAUGGAUUGCAGCUGAAGUUCUUAGAGAUGACUUCACUCAAUCUCAGACCCAAUUAGAUGCCCUGGAUAACACUGCUGAGCUUGAGAGCGCUGCAGAGGCUACAACAGACUUAUUUGCCCGUUUCCUUGCCUUUAUCUCGCAGAAGAUAAAUAGUGAAUCCCAAUGCGCGAAAGCACGCACGUCGCUUCUUUUCAAUGUCCUUUCUCAUUUCGUCUCCACCUACCUUACGGAGAAGGACGUGCAUUCUUUCGUAUUGUCUUUUGACACGGAAGUGCAGCAGACGGUGCUUUCUUCCUACUACCUAGCUCGUGCAACUCUCGAAGCCCAAGGGGUUUCUGAUAUUCCCAGUGCACCUCCUUCAGCUCUUCUUACAGCGGCAACCAAAGGCGACGCCUCUAUAUAUGCACUUUUUGGUGGUCAGGGUACCAAUGAAGUGUACUUCGACGAAUUCCAGACUCUUUACGACACCUACAAACCAUACGUAGCUCCCCUUAUUACUGCGAUCUCCAACGAAAUCCUUAAACCUCUUGCCUUGGAGCGCGAAUCAACAAAUUUCUACGCGUAUGGUCUGGACGUCAUUUCAUGGCUAUCUGGUACCGUGCCUCGCCCGCCUGUUGCUUACUUGGCCUCGGUUCCCAUUUCCCUACCUCUCAUCGGACUGACGCAGCUGGUCCAAUAUUCUAUCGUAUGUCGCAUUUCUGAGCUCACGCCUGGGGAGCUUCGUCAGCGCAUUUCGGGUACAACUGGGCAUUCUCAAGGUGUCGUCUCUGCAGUUGCCAUAUCCGCAUCGAGUACUUGGGAGUCUUUUACAAUCAACGCAAAGAAAGCUCUUCGCUGGCUCUUCUUCUGUGGUCUUCGCGGGCAGGAAGCUUUCCCUGUCUUAGCACUCGAGCCAGCCAUAGUUCAGGAUUCGGUUGAUGGUGGUGAGGGUACCCCCACUCCCAUGUUAUCGGUCAACGGCCUUCUCGUCAAGGAACUUGAGCAACAACUACUCAAGACUAACAAACACCUUCCUGAGAACUCACAGCUGUCUGUGUCUUUGUACAAUGGUGCAAGGAACUUCGUUGUUACCGGUCCUCCACGAGCUCUCUACGGUCUUGUGACCAACUUGCGUAAAGUGCGCGCGGCCUCUGGAGAAGAGCAGAGCAAGAUUCCGUUCUCUCAAAGGAAACCAUCGUUCUCUGUCCGGUUCUUGAUGGUGAAUGUGCCAUACCAUAGCGCGUAUUUGAGUCCCGCAACCGAUAAGCUUUGUGAUGAAGAUUUGGGUGGUGAAGAGCUGUGGAAUGUAGAGGAACUAGGAACCCCGGUGUUUAACACUGAAGAUGGUUCUGACAUGCGUUCAUUAUCGACGUCCAUCACGCGCUCCCUAUGUGAGCAGAUCUUCACCCAGCCGAUUCAUUGGAAUGUGGCGACCAAUUUCCCUGAAACGGCAACGCAUGUUAUCGACUUUGGUCCUGGUGGGAUGAAUGGCAUGGGCAUUCUCACUUCACGUAAUCUGGACGGGCGAGGUGUACGGGUUGUCGUUUUGGGAGACAAGGGUCGCGGUGAGGCGGAACUUUUUGAUACUCAGGCGAUUAAGUACGAGGAGUGGUGGAGUAAGAAGUAUGCGCCUAAGCUUGUGCAAACAGGCGAUGGCACGAUUCACCUUGAUACGCCUUUCUCCCGUCUCUUGGGUAAACCUCCGAUCAUGGUUGCUGGUAUGACACCUACCACUGUCAAAGCCGGUUUCGUUAGCGCAGUCCUUGCGGCUGGGUAUCACGUGGAGCUCGCCGGUGGAGGGCAUUACAACCCAGCGGCCUUACGUUCCAAAGUCGCGGAAAUCCAAAGCAAGAUUCCAGCUGGCGUUGGUAUCACUCUUAAUGCUCUGUACAUUAAUCCUCGGCAAUUCGGAUUCCAGUUCCCUCUUUGGCAAGAGAUGCGGAAAGAGGGAUUGCCGGUUGAAGGAUUUUGUGUUGCUGCCGGUAUUCCGAGCACUGAGAAGGCCGUUGAGAUUAUCGAAGGCUUACGGAGUGCUGGAAUUAAGCAUGUUGCAUUCAAGCCUGGAUCCGUUGAGGGUAUUAACCAGGUAGUGAACAUUGCCGCCUCGAAUCCCGAUUUCCCUAUCAUUUUGCAGUGGACGGGUGGACGUGCCGGAGGGCAUCACUCUUACGAAGAUUUCCAUCUUCCCAUCUUGAAGACUUACAGCUCUAUUCGUCAGUAUGAUAACAUCUGCCUCGUUGGUGGAUCUGGCUUUGGUGGAGCAGAGGAUGUCUGGCCCUACCUGACGGGUGAGUGGUCGGUCGACCACUAUGAUGUGCAACCUAUGCCUUUCGACGGAUUCCUUUUCGCAAGUCGGGUUAUGGUCGCUAAGGAAGCCCAUACCAGUUCGUCAGUGAAGGAUUUGAUAGUGGCUGCCGCUGGUGUCGACGACAAAGACUGGGAAGGCACAUAUGUGAAACCUACUGGUGGAAUCCUGACGGUCCGCUCUGAGCUUGGAGAACCUAUCCACAAAGUCGCAACUCGUGCUGUGAAGUUAUGGAAAGAAUUUGACGACACUGUUUUCAAGCUGCCCAAAGAGAAGCGUGUUGUGUGGUUGGCUGAGCACAAGGACGAGGUUAUUAAGAAGCUCAAUAACGAUUUCGCCAAGCCUUGGUUCGGAUGGAAGAAGGAUGGCUCUGUCGCUAAGGAUUUAGCCGACAUGACUUACGAAGAAGUUGCUCUCCGCAUGAUUAGGUUGAUGUACGUUGGACACGAGCAGCGAUGGAUUGACACGAGUUUGAGGAAUUUGACGGGCGACUGGUUGAGACGUGUAGAAGAGCGUUUUGCUGGAGUCAAUGGAGGUGGAUUGAAGCCGAGCAUCAUUCAAAGCUUCGUGGCCCUCGACGAGCCAUCUGCUUUCAUACAACAAUUCUUCGACAAAUAUUCGGCCGCAAAGGAGCAGUUGCUCGCUGCUGAGGAUCGUGCUUACUUCUUGACAAUCUCUCAACGUCCUGGCCAGAAACCGGCACCUUUCAUUCCUAUUCUUGACGCUAGCUUCGAGGUUUGGUUCAAGAAGGACUCUCUUUGGGCAGCCGAGGAUAUCGAGGCUGUGUUUGACCAGGACCCACAGCGUGUGUGCAUCCUUCAAGGACCCGUCGCGGUGAAAUAUGCAAAGGUCAAGGAUGAACCAAUCAAGGAUCUGCUAGGCAACAUCAACUCUUCUCUCAUUGAGAAGCUUCUGAAACGAUCAUAUGGAGGCAACAAGGACGACGUGCCUGUUGUGGAUUAUUUAUCAGCGAAACCCCCUGUCGUGCAAAGGCCCGCAGGUAUUCAGAUAGAAGAGACUGAGGACGACAUUACCUACACUCUUAAUGGCGAGCUACCAGAGACGUCCACCUGGUUGCAAUACGUUGCUGGAUCGGAACUGACGUGGUUGAAGGCCUUGUUAACUUCGAAAAUCAUUGUUCAAGGAACUGCAUAUAUCGAGAAUCCUCUCCGUCGCGUCCUCGCUCCACGUCAAGGGCAAAAAGUGGUCGUGGAAUUAGAUGACUCGCAACCCACAUCAUUGACCGUAUAUGGCGCAGCACGUUCACAUGGAUCCCAUAAGCCAGAGUUCAAGGCGGUUGAAAUCAACUACGACGAGGAUACCGAGAUGAUCGAUGUUACUUUCUUCGAAGAUAGGCGAGAUGUUUCCGUGCCUCUAUCGCUUCAGUACAAAUAUGUUCCUUCGAUGGGAUCAAUGCCGAUCCAUGAAGUCGCGGAAGGUCGCACGAGGCGAAUCAAGGAGUUUUACUGGAAAUUGUGGUACGGUGAUGAUGAAGUUCUUCCCGAAAUCGAUCUUCGCGACACAUUUGUUGGUCCUGACGUUACAAUUAAAUCUUCUGACAUCGAAACUUUCUGCGCUGUCGUUGGGAACCAAGGGGAGGAAUUCAAGACAACGAGGACCAGCAUUGUGAAGGCACCCAUGGACUUUGCUAUUGUCACAGGGUGGCAGGCGAUCAUGAAAUCUAUAUUCCCUGCUGCCAUUGACGGAGACUUGUUGAAACUUGUGCACUUAUCGAAUGGCUUCCGUAUGGUGGAUGGCGCGCAGCCUCUACUUGCCGGUGAUGUUUGCACUGCUCAUGCUCGCAUCGCAUCCGUUAAGAAUACGGACGCCGGAAAAGCAGUUCAAGUGAAGGGUUAUGUAUAUCGUGGUGGCCAAGCGGUCAUCGAAGUUGUGUCGUCCUUCCUUUAUCGUGGCCGCUUCGUUGACUACGAGAAUACUUUUGAAACUGUGGAUGAGCCCGAUUAUGUUGUGGAAGUUGUCAACGAUGCCGCAGUUGGAGUGGUUCAAUCGAAAGAGUGGUUCCAAUGGGAUGACGAAACAAAGCCUCUCCAAGCUGGAACGACCUUGGUUUUCCGUAUACAAUCUGCCGUAACAUUCAAAGACAAAACUUCCUAUCGUGAUGUUGCUGUGACAGGUGAUGUCUUCGUGCGCGACCAUUUGAAGAGGCUGAACAAGGUGGGCUCCGUCGAGUUUGAACAGGAGGGAUGCCAAGGCAACCCUGUCCUUGCGUAUCUUCAACGUCAUGGAAAUCCUGAGGGCCGCUUAACGCCUCUGACCAACGAAGGUUAUACCAUGUCUAACACUGUCUCCACGGUGUUCAGCACCCCUUUCACCAAUGAACCGUAUUCGAAGAUUUCCGGUGACUUCAAUCCCAUUCAUAUCAAUCCUUAUUUCUCGGAUUAUGCUUCGCUUCCUGGUACAAUUACCCAUGGAUUAUGGUCAAGUGCUGCUACCAGGCGUUAUGUUGAGAAUAUCGUGGCGGAAGGAAAUGCGGAUCGUGUUGUGGCUUAUGAUGUGACUUUCGUUGGAAUGGUGCUACCUGGUGACGAACUUCGAGUGAAGAUCCGCCACAUUGGUAUGCGUGACGGUAACAUGGUCGUGAAAGUGGAAACUAUCAAUCAGCGCGACGAAAAGGUACUUGAAGGCUCCGCGGAAGUUGCGCAACCCGCAACAGUGUAUGUCUUUACUGGUCAAGGCUCCCAAGAGCCCGGCAUGGGCAUGGACCUUUACAAUAGCUCUCCCGCUGCACGGGCCGUUUGGGAUGGAGCUGACGCACAUUUGCUUGCGGUAUAUGGCUUCUCCAUCAUCGAAAUUGUCAAAGACAAUCCCAAGGAAAAAACAAUCCAUUUCGGAGGCAUGAAGGGUCAGGCUAUUCGCCAGCGGUACAUGGACAUGACGUACGACACUAUGGAUAAAGAUGGAAAUGUGAAGACGCUCCCCCUCUUCUCAGACAUUGAUGUCCGUACUCCCAAGUACACAUUUAGUCAUCCCAAUGGUCUUCUCUUCGCCACUCAAUUUGCUCAGAUUGCCCUAGUCGUCACAGAGAAAGCUGCAUUUGAGGAUAUGCGUGACAAAGGCUUUGUCCAGAAAGAUUGUGCAUUUGCUGGCCAUUCGUUAGGCGAGUACUCUGCCCUGGCGUCCAUCGCAGAUGUACUACAUAUUUCCGCUUUGGUGGAUGUCGUGUUUUAUCGUGGUAUAACUAUGCAACGGGCGGUUGAGCGCGAUGCUGAGAACAGGUCGAACUAUGCCAUGUGUGCAGUGAAUCCCAGCCGGAUCUCAAAAACAUUCUCAGACGCUGCUCUUCGCGAAGUGGUUGACACUAUUGCCUCGCGUACUGGAUCGCUGUUGGAGAUUGUUAAUUACAACGUGGAGGGUCAACAAUAUGUUUGUGCUGGAGAGCUUGUUGCUUUGCAAACGAUGACCAAUGUACUCAACUAUCUGAAAAUCCAGAAAAUUGACAUCGCAAAACUUACUGAAUCGUUCUCUGUUGAGAAAGUAAAGGAAAUGCUUGGUGACAUUGUCAUGGAAUCCUUUGGUCGUGCCAAAGAGCAACAAGUCGCUGAAGGCUAUAUCAAGUUGGACCGUGGGUUUGCUACUAUUCCUUUGGCAGGCAUCGACGUGCCUUUCCACUCGCGCUAUCUGUGGGCAGGUGUUAUGCCCUUCCGUGCUUAUCUUUCGAAGAAAAUCAAUGCUUCGUUGCUGAACCCAGACAUGCUAAUUGGCAAAUAUAUUCCUAAUCUUGUCGCUCGUCCUUUCGAUAUCACACGCGAAUACGCUCAGCUUAUCUACGAUCAAACAUCUUCUCCCCGCCUUGAUAAGGUCUUGAAGAAAUGGGACCAGGAGAACUGGGACUCGGCAGAACAACGUCAAAAGUUAGCGUACACCAUCCUGGUCGAGCUUCUGUCAUAUCAGUUUGCUUCGCCUGUCCGUUGGAUCGAGACUCAAGACCUUCUUUUCACUCAUUUCUCUUUCGAACGUCUCAUCGAACUGGGCCCCUCUCCUACUUUGACCGGCAUGGCAGCUCGCACACUAAAGGCCAAAUAUGAGUCUCAGGACGAUGCAGUCAGCCGUAAACGUUCCAUUCUCUGUCAUGCCAAGAACGCUCGUGAGAUUUACUAUCAAUUCGAGGAUGAGGUUGCCGAGCCGACCGCAGAGCCAACCCACGAAGCGGCACCUGUCGCCGUUGCAUCACCUGUUCCUGUUCCUGCGUCGUCUCCUGUCACCUCCAGCGGCCCUGCCGCUACUAUAGAAGAUGUACCUAUCAAAGCUUCUGAGAUCCUGUUAUGCAUCAUCGCUCAGAAACUGAAGAAGAAGGUCGAGGAAGUCCCCCUCACUAAAUCCAUCAAGGAUCUUGUGGGAGGCAAGUCCACGCUUCAAAAUGAGAUCCUCGGUGAUUUGCAGUUGGAGUUUACUUCGGCUCCUGAGAAAGGGGAGGAACUACCGUUGGAUGAGCUCGGUUCGGGCCUUGGAGUGGGUCAUUCCGGUGCUUUGGGCAAAUACACUUCUGGUCUGGUUUCCCGUCUUAUCGGUGGUAAAAUGCCCGGUGGAUUCAAUUCGUCUGCAAUCAAAGGCCACUUGUCGAAGACGUGGGGAAUAGGGUCAUCCCGAGCCGAUGCAGUUCUUCUUCUCGGAACGACGAUGGAACCACCCAAACGCCUUGGUUCAGAGGGCGAGGGUAAAGCAUGGCUUGAUGUCGUUGUUGCUGCAUAUGCUCAGCGUGCGGGUAUCUCUUUGUCAAGCGGCGGGGCAGGUGGAGCAGGUGGCUCUGCUGCUGCUGGCGCCACUAUCAACAGCGAGGAGUUCUUGAAGUUCAGAGCAGAUCAAGAGCAAUUUGCUGCGCAGCAUGUUGAGCUGUACAUGCGCUACCUCAAUCGUGAUUCGCGUGCUGGAGAAAUCGCCUAUGAUAAAGAGAAAGCAAAUGCCUCUCAACUGCAAGCUCGUCUGGAUGCUAUUGCGAAGGAACACGGUGACUCAUAUAUUGAUGGUAUUCAGCCCAUCUUCGAUCCUUUGAAAGCUAGGCAUUUCGAUUCGUCUUGGAACUGGGUCCGUCAAGAUGCCCUUGUGAUGUACUACGACAUUAUUCAUGGUCGUCUCACUACGGUUGACCGAGAAAUCACGGCUCGUUGUAUAUCUUUGCUCAAUCGUGCGGAUCCCGAACUCCUCGCAUACAUGCAGUAUAACAUCGAUCAGUGCGACCCUGGUAAGGGCGAAACAUAUGCCCUCGCGAAACAAUUUGGUCAACAGUUGAUUGACAACACCAGAGAAGUACUAGGGCAGCCGCCUGUUUACAAAGAUGUCACUUUCCCCACUGCUCCUCACACUGAAGUGACUGCCAAGGGAGAUAUCGUAUAUUCCGAGGUCGUUCGUGAGAAUGUGCGCAAGUUGGAAGCCUACGUCGAAGAGAUGGCAAGUGGCGAUACUAUUUCCACAGUGAAUAUUCAAAAGGUUCAGGACGAUGUCUUAAAAUUGUGGACAGUCGUGAAAUCGCAACCUGGCAUCAGUCAAGAUCAGAAAAACCGCAUCAAAGCUUUGUACGAGGGAGUCGUGCGUUCGCUGAGGAAAGGACCUGAACAGCCACGUUCACGCGUUCGUAGUCGCCGUUCAUCCUCACAAUUCUUGCGUCCACAAAUGUCCAGCGUAACCCCGGUGUCGGCUGACAAGGUCCCUCUUCUUCACUUAAAGCGUAAAGUUGGCACAAACUGGGAGUAUAGUAGUAACCUCACUGGCGUCUACCUCGACAUUCUGCACGAAAUCGCGACAUCGGGAACAACCUUUAAAGACAAGAAUGCUCUUUUGACUGGAGUUGGCAAAGGUUCAAUAGGUGUUGAGAUCCUCAAGGGAUUGUUAUCCGGAGGUGCUCACGUCGUCAUAACCACGUCACGCUACAACCGAUCCACAGUUGAAUACUACCAAUCCAUCUAUCAAACUUUCGGCGCUCGCGGCUCUGCGCUCACUGUCGUGCCAUUCAACCAAGGUUCUAAACAGGAUGUUGAAGCUCUUGUCGAUUAUAUAUACGCAACUCUGGGGCUUGAUCUGGAUUACAUUCUUCCUUUCGCUGCUGUCCCCGAAAACGGCCGAGAGAUUGAUGGGCUUGAUGACAAAUCUGAGCUAGCUCAUCGUAUCAUGCUGGUGAACUUGUUACGAAUUCUUGGUGCAGUGAAAAGCAAAAAAGCAUCGCGACAGUUCGUCACUCGUCCUACACAGGUCAUAUUGCCAUUAUCCCCUAACCAUGGUCUGUUCGGGAAUGAUGGAUUAUAUUCCGAGUCGAAGAUUUCUUUGGAAACUCUAUUCAACCGUUGGAACUCGGAGAGCUGGGGCGAAUAUCUUUGCUUGGCUGGUGCGGUCAUCGGUUGGACCCGUGGUACCGGUUUAAUGGACGCUACAAAUAUGGUUGCCCAUGAGGUAGAGAGCUAUGGUGUCCGCACGUUCUCUGCGAAGGAAAUGGCGUUCAAUAUUCUUGGCCUGAUGCAUCCGUUGCUUUUCAGUAUCACUCAAGUGGAGCCUAUAUGGGCAGAUCUCAAUGGAGGAAUGGAUCGCUUGCCUGACCUCGCUGACAUUACCACUCGCAUUCGUUCGGAUCUAAACAAGAAGAGCGAGCUUCGUCGCGCAAUUGCUCGAGAUAAUGCUGCUGAUUUCAAGAUCGUCAAUGGAGCUGAGGGCGAGCGUGUCCUCCAGACUGUCAAUGUCGUACCUCGCGCCAACUUCACCUUUGAUUUCCCUACCUUGGACUCAGCUGCGUCCCUGGAAGAUCUUGCUAAGCUGCGCGGCAUUGUCGAUUUGGAAAAAGUCAUUGUCAUUACUGGUUUUGCCGAAGUCGGACCUUGGGGUAGUUCUCGUACUCGAUGGGAAAUGGAAGCCCGAGGAGAGUUUACAAUUGAAGGUUGUAUUGAAAUGGCAUGGCUUAUGGGCCACAUCAAACACUUCGAUGGACGUCUGAAGAAUGGCUCUCUACACGUUGGGUGGAUUGAUGCAAAGAGCGGAGAACCCGUCGAUGACAAAGAUGUCAGGGGUCGUUACGAGAAAGAGAUACUAAGCCAUGCCGGUGUACGACUAAUCGAACCUGAGCUGUUCCGUGGUUAUGAUCCGAAGAAGAAGGUAUUCAAUCAAGAGAUUGAGCUUAUACAUGAUCUGGAGCCUAUUGAGGUUGCGCAGUCGGAGGCAGAGAAAUUCAAGUAUGAACACGGUGACAAGUGUGACAUCUGGACAGGGGAGGGUGAUCAAUGGUUUGUGAAGUUCAAGAAAGGCGCUCGCGUUUUCGUUCCGAAGGCCUUCAAAUUCAGUCGUCUCGUUGCUGGUCAGAUACCUACUGGGUGGGAUGCAGGCCGAUAUGGUAUACCCGCAGAUAUCAUAGCCCAAACCGAUAGGGCUACUCUGUGGGCUUUGGUCUGCACUGCAGAAGCCCUCAAUAUGUCUGGAAUUACCGACCCAUACGAACUAUACAAGUUCUUCCACCCGUCAGAAGUUGGCACAUGCAUUGGCAGUGGCAUGGGAGGCACUGAGAGUCUAGCUAAGAUGUUUAAGGAUCGUCGAGAGGAGAAAGACGUACAGAAUGACGUUUUGCAAGAAACUUUCAUCAACACAACAGCAGGUUGGGUUAAUCUCUUACUCAUGUCAUCGAGUGGUCCAGUUAAAAUUCCCGUCGGAGCAUGUGCAACUGCUUUACAAUCACUUGAGAUUGCGUGUGAUACGUUACUGUCUGGCAAAGCCAAAGUCAUGAUUGCUGGUGGAUUCGACGAUAUCAGUGAAGAAGGUUCUUACGAGUUUGCUAACAUGAAAGCAACAAGUAACGCCGAAACCGAAUUUGCAAUGGGUCGUGAGCCUACCGAAAUGUCUCGUCCUGCAACCACGACUCGUUCAGGGUUUAUGGAAUCGCAAGGUACUGGUAUCCAUAUCGUAAUGAAUGCCAAGACUGCCCUUGAACUCGGUGCUCCAAUCCGUGGUAUUCUUGCUUUUACUUCCACGUCGACUGACAAAGCUGGUCGAUCUAUUCCAGCUCCUGGUCGCGGCGCGCUUUCGGUUGCCAGAGAGCUCCCUUCGAAACAUCCUCUGCCAUUACUUGAUCUCGACUACCGUUCUCGUCAGCUCGCGUUCCGCAGGAAACAGAUUUCUCAAUGGCUGUCUCAUGAGCAUUCUCAGUUACGUGAAGAGAUAGACUUCCGCAAAGCUCAAAGUGAAGAAGUAGAUGAGGAGUACUUCUCUUCUCGUGUGGCGGAUAUCGAAAAGGAAGCUGCUCGUCAAGACAAAGAUGCCCUCGCGAUGUAUGGUAUGCUGGAAGGUACUGAUGCCCGCGUCGCUCCAUUGCGCCGCGCUCUCGCGGUUUGGGGACUGAAGGCAGACGACAUUGGUGUUCUCUCUAUUCAUGGCACCAGUACCGGAGCCAAUGAGAAGAAUGAGACAGAAAUGUGGAACAAUAUCUUGGCGACAAUUUCUCGCACGCGUGGAAAUGCCGUUCCUAUCAUGGCGCAGAAAAGUUUGCUUGGCCACUCGAAGGGUGGAUCUGCCGCUUGGCAAAUGGCUGGUUUGUUGCAAGCAGUCAACACAGGUAUUAUCCCCGGCAAUCGCAACAGCGACAACAUUGAUGCCCGGUUCGAGGCUCACCACUUGUUGAUGUUCCCUUCGAAAUCCAUUUUUACCGAUGGAAUUCGCGCUGGAGUAAUGUCGUCAUUUGGAUUUGGUCAAGUUGGUGGCACAGCCCUGAUUGUUCACCCACGAUACCUCUUCGCCGCCUUGGAGCCUUCAGCAUUCGAAUCGUACAGAAUCCGCAACCACGCACGUGCUCAGGAAGCCUACAAAGUUAUGACCGAGAUGAUGACCUCUAACUCACUCGUGAGGAUCAAGGAUGGCCCGCCUUACAGCCCCGAGCUAGAACAGCCUGUAUUAAUGAACCCCAUGGCACGAGCCUCAUUCGAUCCCAAGACCGGGAGCUAUUCUUACCAGGCAAAGCUUAACAAGAGUGUUCCGUUUGAUGUUGCCAACGUCAAAGUGGUGUCCGACUCUUUGGGUCCCGAUGGAUCUGCCAAGGGUGUCGGUGUUGACCAAGAGUUAAUAUCUUCUGUGCCUUCAUGGAACCCGACAUUCGUUGAGCGAAACUAUACUGAUGCUGAAGCCACUUACUGCCGCUCCCAACCUUGUCCUGCCUCGUCUUUUGCCGCUCGCUGGGCAGGCAAGGAAGCCGUCUUCAAGUCGCUUGGCGUACAGUCUAAGGGUGCCGCUGCAGGUAUGAAAGAUAUAGAAAUACUGCCCAAUGAAUCGGGUGUCCCUUCUGUUACUCUACACGGCGAAGCCAAGGCUGCUGCUGAGCAAAAUGGCAUCAAUCGUGUCUUGAUAUCCUUGAGCCACUCCGAGACUGUUGCAAUUGCUUUUGCCCAGGCUUCAUAGACAUGAUUAUUUUCACUCUCAUACGGUUUUGGACUUUGGAUCACGACAUAAUGAAUUUUGACUUUUAUUGCUAUGCUGUUGUACUUUCAAUCCGUUGCACUGAUAUGAUAUAGAUAUAUGUAAAUGACGUUAUAAUUUUUCAAUAACAUUCUUAGUUUCUACACAUCGAGCGCUGACAAUAUCUGAGCAAUUCGUGGUGGAACACGAUGUUCAACAUGCUACUGGUCUGAGAGCUGGGGAUAGAGUCCUUCCUUGACUAUAUAUUCCGCCACACUAUUUGGCACCAGAUUCUUCCAGUCAAGAUCACCGCCACUGCUUUUAUUUCGGACUUCACUCGAGCUAAAUGUGCGUACGUCUUUAUUGAUGUCGAUCAAUGCGACAUGGUCUUUCCCUAUAAAUUCCUUUACGAACGUAAAGGUCCUCGACUCAAGCUCCUCUUGAGCUUCUCGAUCGACACCAGAAGAUAGGCGACGUGCACAUACGACUCGGGAGUCAUCGCUUUCGGUUGCAAAGUAAAACCGGGGAGAAAGAAGCCGAACCAAAGUAUCGAAACCAAGAAGAAAUGUAAGUUGAGGUUUAGGAACAGUAGAGCUGAUUGAAGGCAAAGCAAUGGCAGUAUCGUUCAAGGCCGAAGGCUUUGCUGAUGAACUUAAUGAAAUACCAGACAUGCGCGAGUGAAGGAAGGUGAGCAAAGUAGUUGAUUUCCCAACAAAUGUGGGCUCGUCAAUAAUGGCUAUUGCGACGUUCGCAACCUCGGAUGGUGAAGUGCUACCCUCUGAAUUCGGAUGUGAGAUAUGUCCGGCUAAUAGGUAUAUCAUCUCAAGACGCUGAAUAUACGAAGCAUCCCCACGAUUCAACAGUUUGUCGGCAUUGCGCACAGAUAGCAACAGAAGCUUUGCAUCGUAGUCUCUCGCCGAGAGCUCGGGUAGCACACUGGAUGAAACAGAAUAUUCAGAAUAAAGAGGGGGCUGUGUGUUUGCUAAGGCGAGAUGAGCCAAUGUCGGGGGAUUAAAGGAGGAGUCCAAAACUGAAAUCCUUAGCACUGGUUUGGGAGGAAUGUGAUUGGAGUCAUUGGACGGAAAUGGCCAGCGGUCAUGAGACGUAUAAACCAGUUCCACAGCUGAUGACCCACGCUGAAUACGGUGGAGCAAGGCAGAAGCGCGACUUGAGAACGCUGGCGGUAAUAAUGAACCAGACAUCACUGAUAGGGCAUGUUUGUGAAAUGAAGAGUUAGCGUUCUGGUUGUGCUGUGUGGGACAC
Serpula lacrymans var. lacrymans S7.9 is the source of this 13038-nucleotide messenger RNA. RefSeq lists its product as uncharacterized. Gene Ontology annotation, molecular function: 3-oxoacyl-[acyl-carrier-protein] synthase activity; magnesium ion binding; enoyl-[acyl-carrier-protein] reductase (NADH) activity. Lineage: Eukaryota; Fungi; Basidiomycota; Agaricomycetes; Boletales; Serpulaceae. The coding region runs from base 1 to 11778 and encodes 3925 amino acids. The transcript is spliced from 21 exons. The record is from RefSeq and is a predicted model, not a curated record. Gene Ontology annotation, cellular component: fatty acid synthase complex. Gene Ontology annotation, biological process: long-chain fatty acid biosynthetic process.